Centruroides sculpturatus (bark scorpion) is the source of this 1256-nucleotide messenger RNA. RefSeq names its product meprin A subunit beta-like. Bases 15 to 1235 code for a protein of 406 amino acids. Gene Ontology annotation, molecular function: zinc ion binding; metalloendopeptidase activity. The transcript has 9 exons. Gene Ontology annotation, biological process: proteolysis. Gene Ontology annotation, cellular component: membrane. Lineage: Eukaryota; Metazoa; Arthropoda; Arachnida; Scorpiones; Buthidae. The record is from RefSeq and is a predicted model, not a curated record.
AAUCACUGAGAAAAAUGAAAGCUGUUGCUAAAACGCUGUUUAACAUAUUGGGGUAUUUUCUUAUUUUACAGCUUGUUUACUGUUUUAAAAACAAACAAUGGAUACAAUGGGAAAAUAACGAAAUAAAUAGAGCUGCCGUCUAUGACAUUGGAAAAUUAUGGCCAAAUGGUACCAUUUAUUACAAAAUACACGACGAUAUAAAAGAUGACAUAGGUCCAUUAGUGAAGAAUGCGAUGACAAUGAUCGAAAAUCAUACUUGCUUACAGUUUAUAGAAUGGCGGGGACAAUACCAAGAUUAUAUAUUCAUCAAGGACGAUCUAAAAUGCUCGUCUAAAUUAGGAAGACAAGGUGGCAAACAGAAUUUAUAUUUAUCAAUAUUUUGUCGAACUGUUGGGCAAAUCUUACACGAACUUUUACAUAGCUUGGGAUUUUGGCACGAAAUGAGUCGUAAUGACAGAGAUGAUUAUAUAGAAAUCCAUUGGAAUAACAUAAUGCCCGGGCAGGAUUUUAACUUUCAUAAACUUCAUCCGUGGGAACACAAUCUACUUGAUACACCCUUUGAUUACGAUUCAAUCAUGAUGUAUGGUUCGAAAGCAUAUGCUUUAGAUAGUGAGAAACCUACUAUAACGCCUAAAACUCCAGGAAUAAUCCUGAAGGAUGUCGAAGAUAAGACACGUUUAAGUAACAUUGAUAUUAUCAGGAUAAACAGAUUAUACCAGUGUUUCGAUGAAAAACGUCCCGCAGUACCGGAUCCUCCAGAAUACUUCUGUAAUUUCGAAAUUGGGGAUUGCGAUAUUAUCACGCAAUCAGGAAAUAAAGUUGCUAGUUGGGAGAAAGUUAAUGAACAAAGAGGAACUCUUCCAGGUGAUCAUACUAGUGGAUUUGGAUAUUAUUGGGUUGUCAAUGCGGAAAAUGCAGCGGGAAAGCAAGCUAUAAUGUAUAUGCCCCAAUUUCCUGAUAAUGGUCGUUCUACAGGAUGUUUAUCCUUUUUCUAUCAUUAUCGAGGACCAGGAACAGAAGCCUUUAUUGGUAUUCUUCAAACUGUUAGAGGCAGCUCCAUAAUUUUCUCUGGAAGGCCGGCUGCUGCCGGUACUUGGAAAAAAGCUUGGAUAAAUGUUGAUUUGAAUAUAAGCAAUUUUAGGAUAGCACUUGUAGCUGUAUCAACACCAACAAAUCAAUCUGGAGGGCUAUUUGCUGUUGACGAUGUCAUGUUUCAAUGGAUUCCCUGCAAAUAAUUACCGGUUUAGUUCCAGUAA